AUGGUGUCAGAAACUACACCUUUCGUUGUCAAGGGAAAGACUGCUAUCGUGACUGGAGCGGGGUCCGGCAUCAAUCUCUGCUUUGCGGCCCUGUUACUUUCGCGGGGUUGCAAUGUUGUCUUCGCCGACCUUGGUCUCCGUCCGGAAGCCCAAGCUAUUGCGGAUCAGUACUCUCAAAAGUCCACAGGCCAGCCUCGAGCUAUCUUCCAAAGGACAGACGUGACAGACUGGACCCAGCUCUCGCGCAUGUUCGAGGUGGCACAAGAAGAGUUCGGUGGAGUCGACCUUGUAUGUCCCGGUGCAGGAGUUUUUGAGCCGAAUUGGUCGAACUUCUGGAAUCCACCUGGAACCGCCGAGUCUAAGGACAGCAUUGAUGGUGGUCGCUAUGCGUCUCUCGACAUCAAUCUUACCCAUCCGAUCAGAGUAUCACAGCUCGCCAUCCAGAUCUUCUUGUCACAGCAACCCCGAGCGAGUCCGCAAAAUCCGAAGCGGAUUGUAAUGAUCAGCAGUGUUGCUGGAGAAGGUGCUUCGCUACUUAUACCCCUGUACUGCGCGGCAAAGCAUGCUGUCAUUGGCUUUACACGCUCACUUGCUGGACUAGAUGAAAAAUUUGGUAUUCGAGUAACUGCAUGUUGCCCAGGGAUCAUCAAGACGCCGCUGUGGACCGACAAUCCGGACAAGAUGAAGUACUUCGAUGAGACAAAGGAUCUUUGGGCCACUCCAGAAGAAGUUGCAGAGACGUUGCUGACUCUAGUCGAGAACGAAGAUAUGGUGGGCGGUACUAUCUUGGAAGUCGGACAUGAGGUGACUCGGAACGUACCUAUGUUCAACAAUCCAGGACCGAAGGGCGCCGCUCUAGCUGUGAGCGGUCAACCUGGUCUUAUUGAGGGCUUGUUAGACUCUCUAGCCGAAGAAAGCUGGGGUAAGCCUUGCUAG
Molecule: messenger RNA, 936 nt
Organism: Aureobasidium subglaciale EXF-2481
Lineage: Eukaryota; Fungi; Ascomycota; Dothideomycetes; Dothideales; Saccotheciaceae
Exons: 2
Coding region: 1-936 (311 amino acids)
Cellular component (GO): cytoplasm
Molecular function (GO): oxidoreductase activity, acting on the CH-OH group of donors, NAD or NADP as acceptor
Source: RefSeq, a predicted model, not a curated record